Lolium rigidum is the source of this 2908-nucleotide messenger RNA. RefSeq names its product phosphatidylinositol 4-phosphate 5-kinase 6-like. The transcript is spliced from 8 exons. The record is from RefSeq and is a predicted model, not a curated record. Gene Ontology annotation, biological process: phosphatidylinositol metabolic process. Gene Ontology annotation, molecular function: ATP binding; 1-phosphatidylinositol-4-phosphate 5-kinase activity. Bases 1 to 2346 code for a protein of 781 amino acids. Lineage: Eukaryota; Viridiplantae; Streptophyta; Magnoliopsida; Poales; Poaceae.
AUGCACGAGCACACCGUGGCGAGGGCGUGGGAGGCGACGGUGCGCAAGGGGCAGCAUCCGCAGCAGCAGCCCGGGGGCAGGCGCCGGGUGGCCCCGAUGCUGGCCGCCGACGACUCCGAGACGGCCUCCUCCUCCGCCUCCUCCUCCGCCGGCGUCGACGACGCCGACCCCAACCACGCCUACGUCGAGCGCGGCCUCCCCAACGGCGACUUCUACACGGGCCAGUGGCGGGGCGGCGCGCCGCACGGCGCGGGGAAGUACCUGUGGACGGACGGGUGCAUGUACGAGGGCGACUGGCGGCACGGCAAGGCCACGGGCCGGGGCAAGUUCUCCUGGCCCUCCGGCGCCACCUACGAGGGCGAGUUCCGGGACGGCUUCAUGGACGGCGCCGGCACCUACACGGGGGCCGCCGGCGACACCUACCGCGGCGCCUGGUCCAUGAACCUCAAGCACGGCGCCGGCCGCAAGAGCUACGCCAACGGCGACCACUACGACGGCGCGUGGCGCUCCGGCCUGCAGGACGGCGCCGGGCGCUACGUCUGGCGCAACGGCACCGAGUACGACGGCGAGUGGCGCGCGGGCCUCAUCCACGGCCGCGGCGCCCUCGCCUGGUCCAACGGGAACCGCUACGACGGCGGGUGGGAGGACGGCUGCCCGCGCGGCCAGGGCACCUUCCGCUGGGCCGACGGCAGCGUCUACGUCGGCUUCUGGACCCGCGACAGCCCCUCCGGCAUUGUGCAGCAGAAGGGCGUGUACUACCCGUCGGCCGCCGCGUCGUCCCCCAGGGCGCGCGACCCCCGCGACGUCUUCGCCAGGGAGCUGCCGGGAUUCAUGGGCAGCGCCGGCGCCGGCGCCGGCUCCGAGUCCACGCCUGUGCUCAAGCCGAUCAACAGCUCCGGCAACCGGACGGCCAAUCGCCGCUCCAGCUCCGUGUCCGGCCUCAGCAAUUGCUCCGUCGGCGACCGCAAGUACGACAAGAUCUGUAUCUGGGAGUCCGACGGCGACAUCACCUGCGACAUUGUGGACGGGGCCGCCUUGGUCGACGACGCGCGGAGGAGCAUGAGGAUGGAGGACGGCGCGGACGGUUUGGCACUUAUGCCGCCGCCCUCGCCGGCGCCACGAAUCGCAAAGUGGGUGGCGCCGCCGCCGCCGGAGGCCAAGCAGCAGGGGGAGACCAUCGUCAAGGGACACAAGCAGUACGAGCUCAUGCUCAACUUGCAGCUCGGGAUCAGGCAUGCUGUUGGGAAGCAAGGUCCAGUUACGCUUGAUCUCAAAUCAUCGGCUUUCGACCCAAGGGAAAAAGUAUGGACGAAGUUCCCCCAGGAAGGCUCAAAACACACUCCGCGGCACAAUUCUUGUGACUUCAAAUGGAAGGAUUACUGCCCGCAGGUGUUCCGGACAUUGCGCAAGCUGUUCAAGGUUGAUGCUGCCGAAUACAUGUUAUCCCUCUGUGGAAACGAGGCACUCCGGGAGCUCUCGUCUCCUGGUAAGAGUGGAAGCUUCUUUUACCUAACACAUGAUGACCGGUACAUGAUAAAGACAAUGAAGAAAUCGGAAGUGAAGAUGCUUUUGAAGAUGCUUCCAGCUUACUACAACCAUGUUCGUGCGUUUGAGGAUACUCUUGUAACCAAGUUUUUCGGUCUACAUUGUGUUAAGUUAGCUGGGGCAAAUCAGAAGAAGGUUCGCUUUGUCAUAAUGGGAAAUCUAUUCUGCUCUGAUAAUUCUAUCCAUAGGCGUUUUGAUCUGAAAGGCUCGUCUCUUGGCCGCACAACUGGCAAGUCACAAACUGAGAUUGACCAGUAUACAACUCUGAAAGACCUUGAUCUGAACUUCAUAUUUAGAUUAAACAAGCAAUGGUUUCAAGAGUUUCAAAGGCAAGUGGACAGGGAUUGUGAUUUCCUUGAGCAGGAGAAGAUUAUGGACUACAGCCUCCUGGUGGGUGUACAUUUUAAGCAUAAUGGACAGAAGCUUCUGACUGAUGGUUCCGCUGACAAUGAUAUUGACACGGUAUCAACACCUCGGCUACAUAGAGAUCAGUUUCUUGCUGAUCCAAAUGGGUUGUCUAAAACCAAACUCGGGACAAGGAUUCCUGCAAGAGCUGAAUUGACUAGUAGGAAGAAUGAUUGUGAGCCGCAGCUCCUUGGAGAGCCAACCGGGGAAUGCUACGAUGUUAUAUUGUAUUUUGGGAUUAUAGACAUACUACAAGAUUACGACAUCAGCAAAAAGUUUGAGCACGCAUACAAGUCUUUUCAGCAUGACCCAACCUCAAUAUCAGCGGUGGAUCCAAAGCUGUACUCGAGACGUUUUAAAGAUUUCAUAUACAAAGCAUUUCAAGAAGACAGCUGAAAAACAUCCCGAAGCUUGACAACUGAACGAGGCCCCCCGAUGCAGAUGAAAUUUAAAAUGUCAAAGGAACGUUUGACCUCUGCACAGCGAAGUGGGGUAUCCGUACUUGUGCGCGGUCAAUUGUCUGUGCAAGAAUGGAUGAGUGCGGCUUCUGGUUGAGAGAGUUGCUCCCGGAAAUGGUCAGGCUAUCGCGUAAAUAUAAAUUAGUUUAUGUUAUACAUAGAAGAUACAUAGGGCUCACUAAUAUUUUUGUAGGUAGGAGAGGGUAACUUAGUGAUUCAACUUACAGAUAGGAAAGCUGUAACCACAAGUGCGCAAGCCGGUCUGGCAGUUGUAAAUGUUUUUUUGUUUAUUACAUGAGGGUAGCGCAUGUAUUAGAAAUUCUUUUGUUUUACAACAGGAACAUCCUUGGACUUGUCCUGUCUCCACAUUGUACAAUGUUUUUUGGGACCUGGCAUGGGAGGCAGGCAGGCAGUGAUACCUCAGUUUUGUUCUCCUUUCCUGGAGUGAAUGAUCGUGUCUUGUCCAUUUGCCAGCUCCCAAUGAUGCUACACCAAAAUGG